Messenger RNA from Anopheles nili, 713 nucleotides. It is a transcript of the gene ND-B14, whose product is annotated as NADH dehydrogenase [ubiquinone] 1 alpha subcomplex subunit 6. The transcript has 2 exons. Gene Ontology annotation, biological process: response to oxidative stress. Bases 69 to 443 code for a protein of 124 amino acids. The record is from RefSeq and is a predicted model, not a curated record. NCBI's taxonomy places the organism in Eukaryota, Metazoa, Arthropoda, Insecta, Diptera, Culicidae.
CUCGAAGAGUGCAAAUCUGCUGUUCCAACUUUUCGAGUGACUGUGAAAGAUUUUAACGAGGUUCUAGCAUGGCUAGCCGCGAAGCUGUAAGGCGGACGGUGCAAUCCGUGCGCCCGAUCCUGUCGGUUGACCGUGAGGAAGCCCGCAAGCGUGUGCUGAACCUCUACAAAGCCUGGUAUCGUCAAAUUCCGUACAUCGUGAUGGACUACGACAUCCCGAAGUCGGUUGAGCAGUGCCGGGAGAAGUUGCGGGAAGAAUUCCUACGGCAUAAAAAUGUCACCGAUAUUCGCGUGAUCGAUAUGCUCGUCAUCAAGGGACAAAUGGAACUGAAAGAAUCAGUCGAAAUUUGGAAGCAGAAGGCACACAUUAUGCGCUACUGGAAGGAAAGCCAGGAACCGAAACCGACCGACUUUCUGUCCAAAUUCCUGUCCGGACAGAACUAGAAGCGCGCGCUGAUCGAUUGAACGGUAUUGUAGGAAAUCGCCGAAUGGAACUAAAUUGGGUGUAAAUAAAGGACUUAACCGAACAAUUGCCCCGCUUCCAGUGCGAGUAUCCAGUGGUGGUCUUAUUAAGCUUGUUUUUAGUUGUCUGAGAAUGGUUUAGAAACGGAUAUGAAAUCCCAAAUAGUCAACACGCGAAGAGUCGGGAAAAAUGUCCCGUCUCUGCUAGUAUGACUUGCUGAUAUUAUAAUAAAGUACUUCCACCGUACCAAA